Molecule: messenger RNA, 1686 nt
Organism: Melozone crissalis (California towhee)
Lineage: Eukaryota; Metazoa; Chordata; Aves; Passeriformes; Passerellidae
Product: zinc finger protein 586-like
Exons: 6
Coding region: 1-1437 (478 amino acids)
Source: RefSeq, a predicted model, not a curated record
AUGCAGCUGCAGCAGCGGCAGCUCCCCGGUGGCCCCAUGCCGGUGCCGCUCGUGGUGCCGGCUCUGGCUGUGCCGAGAUCCCGCUGGAAGGGGAUCCCAGCCAGGGACCACAUUGACACCAACCGGGGGAACCCCGGGCCGGGCUCCGACAGCGCCACGGGACGGAGGGAGAAACGCUCCCGCCUGAAAAAGCGCUCCGGUCCUGCGGCGCUCGUGCACCGCUGCACCCGUGGCUUCCCCCGCGGUGGCGCGGUCGCUCCCCCCGCGGCCCUCGGCUCCUGCGGCGCCGGCUUCUUUGGUUGCUCCCCCUACGGCACGCUUCGGUCGCUCCCGGCGCGGCUCCCGGGGCGGCGCGGCUCGGUUCCUGCAGCGGCGGCUUUGAUCCCGGGGCGGCGCGGCUCGGCUUUCGCGGCGGCUCCGCUCUCGGGGUGGCGUGGCUCGGCUCCCGCGGUGGCGGUGCACCCGUGCCGAGCCAGCCUGGGCCAGGAAGGCAGCCGGAGAUGGAGCCAGAGCUCGGAGCUGGUGCUCCAUGAGAAGCUCCAUGAUGGGGAGAAGCCCCACACGUGCGUGGAGUGUGGGAAGAGCUUCAGCUGGACCUCAAGCCUGAUCCUGCAGCAGGUGAUCCACUCUGGUGAACGGCCCUAUGAGUGUGAGUGUGGGAUGAUCUUCAGACGGCGCUCUCACCUGAUCAGGCACCAGGUGAUCCCCACCAGGGAGAAGCCCUACCAGUGUGGGCAAUGUGGGAAGAGCUUCAGCAGGAGCUCCGGCCUCAUCGAGCACCAGAGGACACACACUGGAGAGAGGCCGUACGAGUGUGCAGAGUGUGGAAGGAGAUUCAGCCACUAUUCUGCACUGAUCGUGCACCUAAAGAUCCACACUGGGGAGAGGCCCUACGAGUGUUCCAAGUGUGGGAAGAGGUUUAAGACCAGCUCCUAUCUCCUCCUGCACUAUUGGAUUCACAUGGACGAGAGGCUCUUCCAAUGCCCUGAGUGCGGGAAGGGAUUCAGGGACAACUCCACCCUCAUGCAGCAUCAACGCAUCCACACCAUGGAGAGACCCCAUGAGUGUGAGGAGUGUGGGAAGAGCUUCAAAAGGAGCUCCUACCUGAUCAGCCAUCAGAUGAUCCACAAUGGGGAGAGGCCCUACGAGUGUUCCGAGUGUGGGAAGGGCUUUACGAGCAGCUCCCAUCUCCUCCUGCACUAUCAGAUUCACACAGAGGAGAGGCCCUUCCGCUGCGCCGACUGUGGAAAGGGGUUCAUGCAGAACUCCCACCUCAUCAUCCAUCAGCGCAUCCACACUGGGGAGAGGCCCUAUGAGUGUCCCCAGUGUGGGAAGAGCUUCUCCAGCAGCUCUCACUUGACCCGAAACCAACGGAGGCACCGUCCAAAAGCCAAGAGGGAUGGAUCUGUCACCUCAAAACCACUCAAAUCCCAGUGAAAACUGCUUGAUCUUACCCGGAAAGGAUUCAGGCCCACAUCAAAACGGUUUUUUCCCACCUCAAACAAACUCUACCUCUUUACAAAUUCACUUGAUUCCACAGCCACUGACAUGGCUUAGAUGGAGUUGGGAAGAGAUUGGGAGAUGUGGGAUCUCAAUUUCAAGUGCUGGGAUCUCAAUUUCAAGUGCUAGGGACUGGGUGUGUGGGAUGUAUUUAUAGCAAAUAAAACUCCCAGACUUACUGCUUUC